AUGACGUCAUUCCCAGUUGAUCCAAAAAGAUUCCCGAUCACAAUUCCGCCUCGUGUACGCAGUGACACGGUUGAUUCGGAAAGCCUUUCGGUAUCACCGCCAUCCAGUUUCCCACAGGAACGAGAACGCAGAUUUUCAAUUACCGAAAUGCUCGGUCGACGUACGUCAAUUUCUGAGGCAUACAAACGUUACGCGGGAUUCACAACAAACGGAGAUGGAUUCCAUCGAGAAGAUUACAAAAAACCGGUUGACUCCUAG
Anisakis simplex (herring worm) is the source of this 258-nucleotide messenger RNA. The record is from the annotation of a GenBank genome assembly. NCBI's taxonomy places the organism in Eukaryota, Metazoa, Nematoda, Chromadorea, Rhabditida, Anisakidae.